CAUUAACAAAUGACUUGAUGUGCGAGACUUCUUCCACAUGUGUUCAGCCAUUUACAUCAGAAAAUAUUAGUUAGAUAACGUCGGAAAAUGGAUCCAAAGAAACUCGGAGAUAUGGUCGGACGAAUGAAGGGCGGAGGGAAGGGUUUAGGGACAGGAAUUGGAUUGUUGGCAGCUGCGGGGGGUUUGGUCUAUGGCAUCAGUCAAUCGUUUUACACGGUUGAUGGUGGUCACAGAGCUAUUAUAUUCAGUAGAAUUGGUGGAGUAAAAGAUGAUAUAUAUGUUGAAGGUCUACAUUUUAGGAUACCCUGGUUUGAAUAUCCUAUAAUUUACGAUAUCCGUGCUAAACCACGUAGAAUAACAUCACCCACUGGUAGUAAAGAUUUACAGAUGGUCAAUAUAUCUCUUCGUGUUUUAUCUCGACCAGAAGCCAAAAAUUUACCAACUAUUUACAGAAAUUUAGGUACAGAUUAUGAUGAGAGAGUUUUGCCUUCCAUUUGUAAUGAGGUAUUAAAAAGUGUUGUAGCUAAGUUUAACGCAUCUCAGUUGAUUACGCAGAGACAGCAGGUCAGUUUAAUGAUCCGUAGAGACUUGUUACAGAGGGCCAGGGAUUUCAAUUUAAUAUUGGAUGAUGUUUCUAUAACUGAACUCAGUUUUGGUCGGGAAUAUACAGCAGCUGUAGAAUCAAAACAGGUAGCCCAACAAGAAGCUCAGAAAGCUCAGUUUUAUGUAGAAAAAGCUAGAAUGGACAGACAACAGAAGAUAGUACAAGCUGAAGGAGAGGCUGAAGCUGUCCGACUUAUUGGUCAAGCUUUAAGUAUGAAUCCAGGUUACCUGAAAUUAAGAAAGAUUCGAGCUGCACAAAAUGUUUCUAGAACAGUUGCCCAGUCACAGAAUCGUGUUUACUUGAAUGCCCUUAAUCUAAUGUUAAAUGUUACAAGUGACGACUUUGAUGCCGCCGCUGAUAACCUAUCAAAGAAACGUCGUUGAUUGAAUUAGAACAAUUUGUGUGUAUAUCAUUAAUCGUGUGAUUGUUUAUACAUAUGACUGAUUAUGUAUGUGGAUUGUCAUUUAUAUAUAGAAAGAGGAACAGCGUUUAUAUGUGAAUAGUUUAUACUAGUGCUCAUGAAUACAUCAUACAUAUAGAAAUAGGCUUAUUUUUAGUUUUAACUUUCUUAUUUUUCGGGAUUCUUUAUGAUUUGUUGGGGCCUUAACAUGUCUGGCACAUUUAAUGUUGUACAGGGGAUUUGAACUUUCGUCAAUAAAAAUACUGUGCCUGGCGAAGCACGAAUUUGAGUCGUACAUUGUGAGAUAUAGUAGGCUGAAUUUCCAGGCUUGAAAUUGACUCUCGGCCCUGUGAGUAUUUAUCAGUUGGAGUAAUUUAAAUAAAGGACUUAAUGAUCAAGAACAGGAUUUCUAUUACAUUUACAUGGUACACCAAUUUAAAGCAUCCAGCAAACCAGAAAGGGAUACAAGAAUAAUCCUGAUGAAGGAAGUCAGAUGAAAAUAUCAAUAUUUAUAAAAUAACCUGAUUUGUCAUAAUGAAUGUUAUCAUAUAGAUCUAUUAAAACAUGAUACAGUGAA
Molecule: messenger RNA, 1581 nt
Organism: Patella vulgata (common limpet)
Lineage: Eukaryota; Metazoa; Mollusca; Gastropoda; Patellidae
Product: prohibitin-2
Exons: 8
Coding region: 88-987 (299 amino acids)
Biological process (GO): mitochondrion organization
Cellular component (GO): membrane; mitochondrion
Source: RefSeq, a predicted model, not a curated record